Messenger RNA from Adineta steineri, 4584 nucleotides. The record is from the annotation of a GenBank genome assembly. NCBI's taxonomy places the organism in Eukaryota, Metazoa, Rotifera, Eurotatoria, Adinetida, Adinetidae.
AUGGUAUUCACAUAUCGCUAUAUGAUUUUAUAUGUUAUUGCUACAGUGAUUAUUGCUGUUAACAGUCAAAGUUCAUGUGUAGAUUUUUCUGCUGAUCCAGCGAAUUGUACAAAAUUUAUUCGAUGUUUUCAUAAUUUACGUAUUAGAUUUACUUGUCCACCAGGUACAGCAUGGGAAGAUUCAUUAAAAACAUGUGUUUGGAAAGAAUAUGUUGAAGCAUGUAAUGGACAACCACGAGCAAAACAAAUUAAUCUCGAUAAAGGGAUAAAAAUAUAUGAAGCUGAUCGAAAUGCUCUUAAUAAUAUUACAAUUGGUCGUACAUUAACUGAAGCACGUGCACUUGGAAAAAUAGUAACACCUAGACAAUAUCAAUGUACAAUGUGUGCUACUGGUGCUUGUGCAGUUGUUGUUACUACUGUUCAAUGUGUUUGUGGUACCGCCCAAUGUUUACCAACAUCAGCAGCUAUUCAAACACGAAAUCCAUGUGCAAUAAAUCCAUGUCUCAAUGGUGGUCAAUGUUUAAUGAAUGGACAAGGAUUUAUUUGUAAUUGUCCAGCUACAUUUGCUGGUAAUCGUUGUGAAGCUCCAGCUGCUACACCAUGUCAACCAAAUCCAUGUUUGAAUGGUGGAUUAUGUUCGUCACAAGGUAUAUCAUUUAUAUGUCAAUGCCUUCCAACAUUUACCGGUCGAUGUUGUGAAAGUCGAGUAGUAACAACAACACCAUUCAAUCCUUGUGCACAAUCACCAUGUCAAAAUGGAGCACAAUGUAUCCCAGCAGGAACAUGUAUUCGAUUCUUUCUUUUUACAUCACCUGAUGUAUUAUUCAAUUUGGAUAAUAUUAUCGUUAUAUCAUGGCUUACAUUAAUAUUUGUCCCAUUUAGAAAAUUAUCAAAAUAUUUUAUUCUCUCACCACCUUUAUUCUUAGCAACACUAUAUACUAUUAUAUUAUUUCGAACAUUAUUUUUUCGAGAACCUGAUAGUCCACCAUUAGAUUUUUUUCAUUUAUCAGGAUGGUUUGCUUUAUUAAAAGAUCCAUAUAUGAUUAUUGGUUCAACAAGUCAUUUUUGUAUCAUGGAUUUAUGGGUUGGUUAUUGGAUGGUAUAUGAUUUUUAUAGUGGAUAUACUUUUGCAUAUAGCAUUACUAUGAAUUCAAAUGGAGUCUAUCAAGUUACAAAAUCAUGGACAUUUGGAAGAAUUAUUUUUACUAUCAUACUUUUAUUAACUUAUAUGGUUGGACCAUUUGGUUUUCUAAUGUAUCAUUUGGCAAAAUUUACUUUUUUAAAAAAAUAUGAAACUCAUGUUCGUAUCAAUAUUAAAGAUGAUCUGGAUAUUAUCGAUAAAACGAACAACAAUCAAUUUCAAACGGAUUUAAUAACUCGUCGUUAUGUUCGAUUUGGUGAUCAAUUUCCUGAACCAUUACGUAAAAUUUAUCAUUUAAUUGUUGGUACAAUUGGAUCGAUCGUUUUAUUUACUAUUGCUUUACCAGCCUAUAUUAUGUUAAGAAUUUAUUGUCGAAUUACUUAUCAUUCAAAACUGAAUAAAACAAGUACAAAUCCAAAUAAAUUUAUUCCUGAAUAUGUACGAAAUGCUGUAGCAAGUAUGAAAUUAACAUCAUUGACAACUCCUUAUGAAAAACGAAAUUGGAUUUGGCAUUUAAAAUUUAUGCUCUUACAAAUAUCAACAUUUAUUGAAUAUAUUGCUAAUGCAGAUACACCACAUGUUUUAUUUACCGCAUUACAAAAUUAUUUUACUGAAAUUUAUCAUGUAUCUUGUUAUACAUUUGGUGAUGGUAUCGGUGUUGGUUCACAUGCAUUAGUUAAACGAUAUUUACAAGAUAUUCCACCAAACAAAGGUUUUGAAUCUUUAGGGUGGAACAUUUCAUCAUCACAAAAAACAUUUUGUGAUUUUACAACUAUUUUCCUUUCAUCGGAUAAUCCAGACAUGAAAUUAAGUCGUCAAAUUGUAUUUCAAUGGUUACAUGCAUUUCCUUAUAAUUUACGUACAAAUAAUAAUGAAGCACAGACUUAUUUAUCUCGAAUCGUUCCACGACGAAUAGAUAGACAACCAAACACGAAAGAAAUCACUCAAGCAGUAGGUGAAGUUAUGUUUUUCUUAGCGACUGGUGGUGAAUUAAAAAAACAUGAACGAGAGGCAUUUCAUGAAUGUGCUACAGCUCCAUUUAUAUUCUUUCCAGAUUGGUUUAAUUUCUUAUUAGCUGGACAUUAUUUGGAACGUAAAACAUUAAAUGGUUAUUAUACUAUUCUUCAAGCAUUUUCACGAUACGUUGAUGGACCAGCUUUACGUGCUGCUUUCAAAGCAGCAGAUAAUAAGAAACCCAAUAGUGAAGUUUUAAGAUUAAUAGCUAUUGUCUUUUCAAUUGCUGGUAGUGCUGCUCCUUCUAAAUUAGCUGGUACUGUUAUUGAAAAAUUAUGGUGUGAAAAAGAUAAAGAAAAAAAUGUUCGUUUAUUUAAAAAAAAUCCACAUAAUUUUAUAAAAGAAUGUGCUCGAUUAGAUAAAAUCGUUCCAAAUGUUAAUGUCUUCGCUACCCAAGAAAUUAUUAAUGAUAUUGAAAAAGAUUUUCAAAAUAAUAAUCAAAAUAUUAAAAUUCCUGAAAAUACACCUAUUCAUUGUUCACUUGUUCUUGCAAAUCGUGAUAAAAAUGUUUUUCAAAAUCCUGAUGAAUUUUUACCAGAACGUAGUGAUCUAAAUAAAAUUAUUGUAUGGAAUGGUGUUGAAGAAGAUAUUUUAAAUGCGGAUAUAACAAAACGACCAGUACGUUAUUGUCCGGGACAUGAUUUUUCAAUUGAUGUUAUUCAAUUUGUUGCUGAACAAUUUUUACCAAUUGUAUCUGAUGAUGGUAAUGUUCAGGAGCCAGAUUUUUCAUUGGAUGAAAUCGACGGACAAAAUCAUGUCUCAGAAGAAAAUCUAAAUAUGAAAGCAUUAGAUGAAAAUGACAAAAAAUUAAUUUCUAUGAAUUUAAAUAUUAAUGGAUUAAACGGAAUAGAUCUAUCUUGCUAUGCUGUAUUAGAUAAUUACACAAAAAUAGUUAUAUAUUUAAUGCAAAAAGCUGUUAAAGAAUCGAAUUUAGCUCCAUCACGUGCUAUUGAUAUUGAUGAUCCAUUACAUUUACCAGCACAUGAUUUAGGUAUAUUACGUACGGAUAUGGCAAAAUUUUUACCUACUUGGGAUGAAGAUGAUCCAAAAGGAUCAGGUUUAGACCGACGAAUAGCUCGAUGGUUAGUUAAUCAAAAUAUAUGGGAUUUUUAUGAUAGUCCUGUUGAAUUUAAUUCAUUAGAACAGGCUAUUAAAUGGCGUGUACAAAUGUUUUCUGAUUUACCAGUACCUAAUGUUAUCUAUGAAGAUAUGUUUUCUGAUAAAGCUUUAACUCAAUUAGCAUUUGCUGGUUGUGCAUGUCAUUAUACACAACGUAUGGGAAAAGAAUGGACUCCUGGUUCUGGUAUACCUGAACAAAGAUUUAUGAAAAAUGCAGUUUAUGUUAAUGAUAUGACUGGUUUAUCGGCAUUCAAUGUAAGAAAACCAUUUGAACGUUAUGGUGCUGCUGCAUAUUUUGAUGAAGAUUUUCAAAUAAUUGCUAUUUAUUGGUCACAUGCAAAUCAAUUAAUUAAAAAAGGUGAACAAUUCUGGAAUCAUGCAAAAUAUGUAUGGCGUUCAUCAUUUUUUGCAUAUAUAACAAUACGUGAUCAUUUAAUAGUUACACAUAUGAUUGAAGGUAAUGCAUUUGUUAGUGCAUCACGUCAACAUUUACCAACAGAUCAUUCAUUAAGACGUUUUAUAAAACCAUUUACAUAUCAUACAAUAUCAGUUAAUUAUCAAGCUGCAGUAACAUUAGUAAAUAACCGUGGAUUAGUUCAUCGAAUAUGGGCAUUUGAUUAUGAUGAAUUUUUAAAAGUAUGUGAUUAUAUAUCAAUGAAUUAUAAAUUUGUUCUAUUACCAGAUUUUAUUUCUGAUACAAUGAGUCCAGAAAAUAAUAAGAAAAGUGCAGAUGAAUGGGAUAAAAUCUAUCCUAUUUAUCAUGAUAUUAAUACAUUUUGGAUGAUUAUACGAAAAUAUGUUACAAAUUUCUUUGAAAUAAACUAUAAGGUUAAUAUUAAAAAUGAUGAUUUACCAACGGAUUUACAUAUGAAAGAUUUUAUCGAUGAAAUAUGUAAACAACUUGGUAUUGAAGGUAUUACUUCAUUACAACGAUUUAUUGAUGUUCUUUCAAAAUUAAUUGCAUCGAGUACAGGUGUACAUGAACAUGUUGGUCAAAUAAGUGAUUAUAUGCUUGAUCCAAGAUUUAUUGGAGCAAAAUUACAAGAAGGAAAAGAAAUACAAAAUAUUCAAACAUAUACACAAAUACUUGUUUUAUCUGUUGUGACUGGUUUACGUAUGCCUGGUUUAUUAGAAGAUUGGAGCCAUUUAAUUGAACGUAAUCAAUAUUAUUCAAAAAAUCUUGAAAACUAUGAAACUUUUAAACAAGAUUUAAAAGACUUAUCGAAAGAUAUUGAUGAUCGAAAUAAAAUACGAAACUAUCCAUUUCAAUCAUUUAAUCCAAAAUAUAUGGAAUGUUCAACAUCCGUUUAA